Messenger RNA from Sphaeramia orbicularis (orbiculate cardinalfish), 1981 nucleotides. RefSeq names its product E3 ubiquitin-protein ligase TRIM21-like. The record is from RefSeq and is a predicted model, not a curated record. Bases 112 to 1752 code for a protein of 546 amino acids. The transcript is spliced from 2 exons. Gene Ontology annotation, biological process: protein ubiquitination. Gene Ontology annotation, molecular function: protein binding; zinc ion binding; ubiquitin-protein transferase activity. Lineage: Eukaryota; Metazoa; Chordata; Actinopteri; Kurtiformes; Apogonidae.
GUUCCCUGUGUGAGCAGAGCUUCAGACGUGUCUCUGUAAUGUCGUACAAACCUUAAACUGACUUCAUCAGAUCUGUUUCAAGUCUCAGCGGAGUCUCUGACAAACAGUGAUAUGGCUGCUGCUGGUCGUGUCCUAUCUGAAGAUCAGUUCCUGUGUUCCAUCUGUCUGGAUUUGUUCACUGAUCCAGUCACAAUACCAUGUGGACACAACUUCUGCAAAUCCUGCAUCUCUGAACACUGGGAUAAUAAAGAAAACUACCAGUGUCCCAUGUGUAAAGAGCAUUUCUACACCAAACCUCAGCUGAAGAUCAACACUUUGAUCUCAGAGAUGGUGGCUCACUUCAGACAUGAAGCUCAGCAUGAACCAAACAUCUACAGCUCAGACCAACAAGCUGCCAAACCAGGAGAAGUUCCCUGUAACGUCUGCUCUGAACCCAAACUGAAGGCCCUGAAGUCCUGCCUGGUGUGUCUGACCUCCUACUGUCAGACUCAUCUGGAACCUCAUCUGACACUUUCAGGACUGAAAAGACAUCAGCUGAUCCACCCUGUGGAGAACCUGGAAGACAGGAUGUGUAGGAAACAUGAGAAACCUCUGGAGCUGUUCUGUAAAACCGACCACACAUGUAUCUGUCUGCUCUGUCCUGUUGUCGACCACAAGAACCAUGACUUUGUUUCUCUGAAAGAUGAAUAUGAAGAACAGAAGGCAGAGCUGAAGAAGACAGAGGCUGAAAUUCAGCAGAUGAUCCAGGAGAGACGACUGAAGAUCCAGGAGAUCCAACGGUCAGUGGAGUUCAGUAAGAACGCUGCAGACAGAAAGACAGCAGAAGGUGUUGAGGUCUUCACUGCUCUGUUGGAGUCUGUUCAGAGAAGUCUGGACCAGUUCAAAGAGGAGAUCCAAGAAAAGCAGAGGACCUCUGAGAAACAGGCUGAAGAUUUCAUCACAGAUCUGGAACAGCAAAUCUGUGAGCUGGAGAGGAGACACACUGAGGUGGAGCAGCUCUCAGGCUCUGAAGACCACCACCACUUUGUCCAGAGGUUCACAUGUGUCAGAGCUGCUCCAUCCAUGAAGACCUGGACAAAGGUCAGCUUCUGUCCACCAUCAUAUGAGGGGACUGUGGUUAGAGCUGUGUCUGAGCUGGAAGACAAACUCACAGAAGAGAAGAAGAAGGUGGUUAAAGCUGAGCUGAAGAGAGUCCAACAGUAUGAGGUGGAUCUGACUCUGGAUCCAGAUACAGCUUAUCCUACCCUCAUCCUGUCUGAUGAUGGAAAACAGGUUCAUUAUGGUCAUGUAAAGAAGAACCUUCCAGACAAACCACAGAGAUUCUCUGUUUGUCCUGGCAUCUUAGCGAAGCAGAGUUUCUCUUCAGGCAGGUUUUACUACGAGGUUCAGGUCAAAGGAAAGACUGGCUGGGAUUUAGGAGUGGCCAGAGAGUCCAUCGACAGGAAAGGACCAAUCAUCUAUGGUCCUCAGAACGGAUACUGGACCAUCUGGCUGAGAAAUGGAAAUGAGUACUAUGCUUGUGCUGGUCCUUCUGUCCGUCUGUCUCUGAAGUCUUGUCCUCAGAAGGUGGGGGUGUUUGUGGAUUAUGAGGAGGGUCUGGUCUCCUUUUAUGACAUAGAUUCUUCAGUUCUCAUCUACUCCUUCAUUGGCUGCUGCUUCAAUGAUAAACUCCUCCCAUACUUCUAUCCAUCACUGAGUGAUGGAGGUACAAAGUCUGCUCCUCUGAUCAUCACUCCUGUUAACACUGAGUAAGAAAUUCAUCAAAUGUACAGAGUUUCUCUGAUUUACUGGCAUCACUAAAUUAGUGAUGAUGUACUGUAAUUUCCGGACUAUAAGCCACUACUUUUUUCUCACGCGUUGAACCCUGCGACUUAUACAAGAUUGUGGCUCGAGUAUAGAUUUUUUACGGAACUACCGGCCUCCAGGGGGCGCUCUAGCAGGAAGCACAAAAGUGACACAGACAGAUGGAAGAGGUGAUGCG